Molecule: messenger RNA, 1929 nt
Organism: Carassius auratus (goldfish)
Lineage: Eukaryota; Metazoa; Chordata; Actinopteri; Cypriniformes; Cyprinidae
Product: ubiquitin-like-specific protease 1
Exons: 8
Coding region: 135-719 (194 amino acids)
Biological process (GO): proteolysis
Molecular function (GO): cysteine-type peptidase activity
Source: RefSeq, a predicted model, not a curated record
ACUUAGAAACACUGAAGUCCCAAGGACUUCAUAGUGAAGAUGUCCUUGGGACAACUGGGUACAAACUUUCAAAAUCUUUCUGGGUAGUUUGGAGGCCCUUUUGGGCCCAUUUGAACUUCCAGAUGAGGUAAUGGAUGCCUUAUUUGAGCAGGAGCCAGCCUGGGACAGAGGCAAUUAAUAGUCAGGCUAUGCACCUGAUUUUGGAGGGCAGCUCCAGGGCCAGGAGUACUUAUUUCUUAAAAAAAAACAUUCUUAAAGGAGCCAGUGCCAUCUUCGGGCCCUACUUGCUGGGAGAGUGCCACUGGACCCUCUUUCAUUGCAACUUGAAACAGGGAACUAUUACCUACAUCGACUCCUUGGGGGAGCAACCACAGCAUUGCUUCCAAAUAAUGGAAAAUUGGAGCUUAUUUGCUGCUAGCAGAGGCUGCCAAGGGCCCUGGAAGAUGAUGAAGAGGGACCAUGACUCACAAAACGACUCUUUGUCAUGUGGGGUGUUCUCACUAAUGUUUGCAGAAAUGAUCCUCCAGGGACAACAAGGGCACCUCCAAUGCCUCCCUAUCGCUCAAGAGCGGGAGAGACUUGGGACUUUGUUGUUCAACUCCCUUGAUGUGAAAAUAACAGUGCAAAAGAACCUGUUGCAAAGAGAGCUAAAGCAAAUAAGCAUCCCACUUGGUCACGGAAAACAGAGGAUGAUAUUGACAUGGGUCCACAGGCUCUGAGAUUCCUGCCCACACGGGAACCUGGACCACAACUAAGACCAUGUGAUGCACACACUCCCAUGAGUCUAUUCAAAAAGUUUAUUUCUGAAACUGCUGUGUCAAUUCACCAAUGCUCAGGCUGCCAGGGCAUGUGCAAAGGGACAUGGAUAUAAAUGGACAGAUUUUUCAGCAUCAGUGAGCUGUACUGCUACAUUGGGCUACUCUUCUACAUGGCCAUGGUGAAGUUGAGUUCCAUCACAGACUACUGGUGGCAGAACAAUCUUUUCUCUGUUCCUUUUCCUGCCACAAUCAUGUCAAGGGACAGAUACUGCUCCAUUUCAUGGAAUCUGCACGAGUCACCCAGAUGCAGACCAGGACAAUGACAAAAAGAGGGGGAAGGCUAAACAUGACCAUCUUUUCAGAGUCAGGCCCCUCAUGGACACAAUCCGGAUUUCAAUGUAAGGCCAUCUGUCAACCAAGAAAUAAUUUGGCAGUGUAUAAAAGAAUGGUGGCAUGCAAAGCAAACACAGGAGUGACUCAGUACAUGAAAGCCAAGCCAACUAAAUGGGGCUUCAAGUUGUUUGUUCUUGUGGGCUCAUCAAAUGGAUAUACUGUAGAUUUAGCUGUUUACAAAGGAAAGAAACACUUUUCCACAGGCCAUGAACUUUCAUAUGACGCUCUGACAUCUCUGUUAUGAUUUCUCUGUGAUGGGUACCAUGUAUACAUGGAUCACUUUUACACUAGUCCCAAGCUCCUAAGAGACUUGUUUGCUUUGAAGUUGCAUGUGGGACUUACAGAGACAACAGGAAAGAUUGCCCUCAGAAUGCAGCUAACUCACUCAGCAAAAAAUCUGUGAGGGGAUCCAUCAGGUGGAUUCGAGACAAACAUCUUGUGUUUGUGAAAUUGUAUGUAGACACGAGAGGUGUCUGUCUGCUGACCUCAGAUGCCACAACUGGUCGUCGGACUUGUGUGCUUUGCAAAGCAAAGCAUGGUAAGAGGCAGGACACUCCUUGGAAAUGCCAGGCAUGUGAUGUGCACUUGUGUGUCCAGGUGAAAAGGAACUGUUUCCUAGAGUGGCACAAAGAUGUAUAACUGUACAAUUCUGGGUACUGUGUGACAGAGUGACCCUUUUUUUUGUUUAUCUUGCACUUUUCCCUUUUUUUCAGUUUCACCUUGAUUGUGUCUUCUGUGUUUUUGCUAACUUCUAAAGUUAUUUUGUGUGAUAGUUAAA